Molecule: messenger RNA, 2856 nt
Organism: Pneumocystis jirovecii RU7
Lineage: Eukaryota; Fungi; Ascomycota; Pneumocystomycetes; Pneumocystales; Pneumocystaceae
Product: mannose-ethanolamine phosphotransferase MCD4
Exons: 10
Coding region: 1-2856 (951 amino acids)
Biological process (GO): GPI anchor biosynthetic process
Cellular component (GO): endoplasmic reticulum membrane
Molecular function (GO): mannose-ethanolamine phosphotransferase activity
Source: RefSeq, a predicted model, not a curated record
AUGUCCUGUUUUUCUCGAAAAACCAUACUAAUUAUAGGAGUCCUAUUUCAUCUUAUUUAUCUUCGAUCUAUCUUUGAUAUCUAUUUUACAUCACCAUUGGUCCAUGGAAUGCAACAAUUCAAAGUCGAAAGUCAUACCCCCGCAAAAAGACUUUUUCUUAUAAUUGGAGAUGGUCUAAGAGCAGAUAAAUUAUUCGAAUCACAUUUAAACAUUGAGACAAAUACAUAUGAAACGUUUGCGCCAUUUUUACAUUCAAUAGUACUUGAUAAAGGCUGUUUUGGAGUAUCUCAUACUCGUGUUCCAACAGAAUCUAGACCAGGACAUGUUGCUAUUAUAGCGGGUUUUUAUGAAGAUGUUAGUGCAAUAACUAGAGGUUGGAAAACCAACCCUGUUAACUUCGAUUCUAUUUUUAAUCAAUCGCGUCAUACAUGGUCUUUUGGCUCCCCUGAUAUUUUACCUAUGUUUGCAUACGGUGCAUCUGAUGUUUCACGAGUUGAAACAUUUAUGUAUGAAAAAAAGAUGGAGGAUUUUUCUAAAAGUACUUUUUUUAAUCGUAAAAUAUACUCAUAUUUACAAGUAAUUAAAGAUUCUACUAUCUUAGAUACAUGGGUGUUUGAUAAAGUAACAGAAUUAUUUAAAAACUCUACAUCAAAUAAAACUAUAAAAAAAGCACUAUCACAAGAUAAAAUAGUAUUUUUCCUCCAUUUGCUUGGAUUAGACACAGCAGGGCAUUCAUAUCGUCCAUAUUCAAAAGAAUAUCUAAAUAAUAUUAAAGUUGUAGAUACAGGUCUCAAAAAAAUUGUAAAACUUGUAGAAAACUAUUACAAUGAUGAUAAAACUGCAUGGAUAUUUACAUCUGAUCAUGGAAUGAGUAAUCUAGGAAGUCAUGGAGAUGGUCAUCCAGAUAAUACUCGCACACCUUUAAUCGUCUGGGGUCCUGGCAUAAACAAACCUGAUAAGCUAAAUGUUACAGGUCAUGAUAAUUUUUCAAAAAAUUGGUCUGUUAACAUAGUAAAACGUAUAGAUGUUCUUCAAGCAGACAUUGCACCACUUAUGGCCUAUCUUGUUGGACUAAAUUUUCCUAUGAAUUCUGUCGGACGAUUACCUCUAGAUUAUUUAUCGUGUUCUCCUAAUAUUAAAAGUCAAAUCGCUCUCACAAACGCUUUACAAAUAGCUGAACAAUAUAAAAUGAAACAUGAACUAAAAUCUUCAACAAAAAUUGCAUUUAAACCAUUUAAACAUUUAAAUAACAAAACACAUAAUUUAGAUAUCUAUAAAAACAGAAUCGAAACUCUUAUCGAUAACUAUGAAUAUGAUAAAGCAAUCAAACUCUCUAAAGAAAUGAUAGAAUUAUGUUUAGCUGGCUUAAAUUAUUUUCAAACAUACGACAGACUAUUUUUGCAUUCAAUUAUUACACUAGGAUACGUCGGUUGGAUAGUAUUUAUGUUUAUUCAAAUGAUUAAUUCUUAUAUUCCAAAAGAUAUUUAUCAAACUAAAAGAACUUUUUUUUCAUCUGCAGUAUUUUUGUCCAUUUUAUUUGGCCUGUUUACAUUAAUAUAUGUGGAAAAAUCGCCUCUAUUCUAUUGUGCUUACAUUGUCUUCCCUAUCUUUUUCUGGGAACAUAUUUUUAUUAAUAGAAGAAUUAUUUAUAAAUGUUUAGAACUUUUUUCUAGAAACAUAAAAAAAUCAUAUAAAAAUGCAUUUUUUUUUCUAGAUUUUAUAAUAUAUUCAAGUCUUUUAGAAUCUAUAGUCAUUGGAUAUUCUCAAAGGAAAAUUUUCACAGGAUAUUUUAUUCUAAUUUCAUUUUGGCCCUUAACAUAUGGUAUUAAAUUUGUUCAAAACAACAAAACAUUAGUUUUUCUAUGGAUACUAAAUUCUUUAACAAUAAGCAUUUUUACUUUACUUGAUACAGUAAAAAAAGAGAAUUUAGCUCUAAUUUUAACAGGAGGCUUUUUUAUGCUUUUAUCUGGAAUUAUAUAUUUAAUUUUUGGAGACUCGUUAAUAAAAAAACGUAAAAUUAUAUCUAAAAUGCCUAAAGUUAUCAUUAGUUUUCAAUUAGGGUUACUUAUCCUUUCAAUGAUAGUAACACAUUUAAGUGUAUUAUCAUUGCGUGCUAAAAAAGGUUUACCAUUUGGGAAUCAAGUACUUGGAUGGAUGAUUUUAGUUUUAUCAUUGUUAGUUCCACUACUAGUAAGAAAAAAAACAUACUACGUUCAUAAACUUUUCAUAAUUUUUUUAAUGUUCUCACCUAUUUUUAUUAUUCUUUCUAUUUCAUACGAGGCUCUUUUCUAUGUAUGCUUUUUUAGUAUUUUAGUAUUAUGGGUCGAAAUGGAACAUAAAGUUAGACUAACAAAAGCUCAAGAUAAAAAUGCAGAAUUCAAAAAAAACAGAAAAUUAUUUUCAGAAAAUCUAAGAACAUCAUUGUUUUAUCUUUUUUUUAUCCAAGAAGCAUUUUUUGGGACAGGAAACAUUGCAUCUGUAUCAUCUUUUUCUUUAGACUCAGUUUAUAGAUUAAUCGUCAUAUUUAAUCCGUUUUUUCAAGCAACUAUUUUACUAUUUAAACUUUUAAUCCCAUUUAUAAUCAUAUCAGCUAAUUUGGGAAUUCUUAAUCGUAAAUUAGAGAUUCCUCCUUCAACGUUAUUCAUGAUUGUAUUAACAAUGUCUGACAUUUUAACCUUAAAUUUUUUCUAUCUUGUUAAAAAUGAAGGAAGCUGGUUUGAAAUAGGCUCUACUAUUUCUACAUUUUGUAUAGGAAAUUUCUUAAUUAUAUAUAUAAUUAUUUUAGAAAAAAUAUCAGAUUUUUUAAUUGGAAAUUCAUAUAUCACUGCUAAAGAACUUGAGCCAAAAAAAAACUAA